Messenger RNA from Acanthamoeba castellanii str. Neff, 3417 nucleotides. RefSeq names its product DNA polymerase I domain containing protein. Bases 1 to 3417 code for a protein of 1138 amino acids. The transcript has 19 exons. Gene Ontology annotation, biological process: double-strand break repair; DNA-templated DNA replication. The record is from RefSeq and is a predicted model, not a curated record. Gene Ontology annotation, molecular function: DNA binding; DNA-directed DNA polymerase activity. NCBI's taxonomy places the organism in Eukaryota, Discosea, Longamoebia, Acanthamoebidae.
AUGGACAAGGAGGAGGAGAAGAGCGCGUCUACUCGCCCAUCGCCUGCACGCAACACAAGCGUCAACCAACAGGACGACGAGCAAAUCGACGAACCCGCCCACGAGUCACAAGGUGGUAGCAAGAGGGCGAAGGUGGCCCUAGGGUGGCAGAACACGCGACCAUCCGCAGCGGCGAAGCAAUCACCGGCCAAGAGCCGCGCCUCCAGUCUCUUCCUCGAGCUCCUGCAGGAGAGCCAGACCGAGCACGAGCAGGAAGAGGCACAGGCCCCGCAACUGGACACCAGCAGCGCGGCCGACACCAAGAAGGCCCGACGGCCGCGCAGCCUCGACGAAUACCUCCACACCGAAGAGCAAAGCCAACUGACCGCUGAUCUGCGACGUGGCCUCCAGAAAGCGAAAAUGGAACAGUCCGCGAAGAAGCAGAAGACUGACGAGGCUGCGGCCGGCCCCAAGAAGAAGCGGCAGUCGCUCAUCUUCGAGCUCCUCACUAAUGGGCGCCGCGACCGGCCAGGCGGAGAGGGUGGCGGCGGUGGUGAGGCCGACGCGACCGCAUCGAUGGAGCAGCGCCAGCCCAAGCGAAAGGUGGACGAGCUACGGGCCACCGUGGGCAAUGCGACGCUCCAAUCCGACAACCAGAAGAAGAGGACCAAAACAAGUGACGGCAGCGGUGACGAGCUUGAGGAGGAGGAGGAGGAGGAGGAGGAAGGGGAGCGGGAAGAAGGUCAUCGCGCUGACGACGAAGAGACCAAGAAGGAGCGCAGGAAGAAGGAGAUCGCACGAGUACUCGAAGCGGAAAGAGAAGAGGAAGAGGAGCUACCUUCGCUCGGCUUCUCUGAUGAAGAAGAAGAAGCCCUCACGGCGAGUUCGAGGGCCAGCACCCCCAGCGCGAGGCCGACGUCACGCUUGGACGUUCCCGCCAGGAGCGCGAGGGGCAGCAUGUCCCCGCCGCCCUCACCGAUUGCUCGCUCGGCCUCGCCCGCAACGACCUCCUCGUCGAGCCCGUCGUCGCCGUCGCUGCAGCAGUUCUUCCACCACGUCAACAAGGUAAAGAAGCGAAUGCGCGAUGAAGACGAGAUCGACACCGGCGUCAAGACCCCAACGACGGCGGCGACAGGAGAUGAAGAGGCAGGGCGAGCCGAGCCGAGCGACGCAGUGUCGGGCGGGCACGGGCUCGAGGGCGGAGAGGAGGGCCAGCAGGCCCGGCUCGCAUCUACGCCUGACACAUCGCCCACCAAGACGCAAGCGUUGAAGCUGGAGUCGCCCACUAAGAACACACCCUCGCCGAGGCGGGGCGCGACGCCUGGCCGGAACGCCCCCGGAACCACGCCCCUACCAUCGCGCAUCAUUCGGUCGGAAGACAUUUCGAUGUUUGUCAAGAAGACCGGAGGCAGCAUUCCGCAGGGAUUUGUGAAUGCGUCGCAAGACCGCACCACCUUCGAUGCCUUUGUGCAGGAGCUGGAGGCAAGCGAGCUGGUGUGCUGGGGUACCGCCUACCGCUACGACACCACCAACUUCAGGCGAAGCGAAAUCCUGGACAAGAAAGUAUCGGAGGACGCCCCGAUCCAAUACAAGCAGGUGCUCGGGGUGGGCUUCCUGCCGGCGAAGGCCAAGCGCCCCUAUUUUGUUCCUCUCAACAUCCACGACAUCACCACGUACUCUGCCGCCGCCGCCGCAGCAGAAGAAGCGGCUGAAGCCGAUUCGGAAACGAAGGAAGUUACGCUUGCCGACCGGUGCGAGGUGCUCAAGCGUUUCGUGGAGUCAGAGUCGAUCCGCGGCAAGGUUUGCUACGACACGCAGGAGAGUCUCAAGCCCAUUCUCGCCCUCUAUCCGCGCUACGCUGUGGCGACGCGCAACCUGGUGGACCCCAGGCUGGCGGCCUAUGUGUUCGACCCGGAGAUGAAGAGCUACGACUUUCCGUUCCUCGCCACGAGCUUCAGCGUGGACCAGAGCCCCAAGAAACCCAGCACUUCGCCCAAAGACUCAGCCAACAUCAAGCGCUUCUUUCCUGACAUGUUAACGUGCUUCCGGUUGAUGACCAACCUGGAGGCGCGACUGGAGAAAGAGGACCUGUACCGUGUGUUCCGCGAUCAGGAGAUGCCGCUUGCCACCAUCAUCGCGAAACACCAGCAAGCCAUCCAGCACCGACUACGAAGCAUCGAGGAGCACGCACGGCGGUUGGUGGGCCACUCGGUUUGCCUCUCUAGCCCGAAGGAGGUGGCUCAUGUGCUGUUCGAGGAGCUCAAGCUCCCGACUCCUCGCCGCUCGCGGAAGCAGCUCACCGAGCAGCACUCAACAUCGGAGAAGGUCCUGCUCGCACUCAAGGAGCACCAUCCGCUCCCGGCCCUCAUCCUGGAGUAUCGACAUUGCCAAAAGCUGAUCACGACGUACAUUCUCUCCUUUUCGAAGAAAGCCAUCACGGGCACACACCGCAUCUACGCGUCGUGGCAGCACACGGGAACCGCCACGGGGCGGUUGUCCGUCACCGAACCGCCGUUGAGCGAAGUUCACAGUGUCGAGGCUACUGGCGAGCAGCCUCAGCCUGAUGACCCCAGCCUGCAGGAAAGGAUCGUGAUCAACGUGCGCGACGCCUUCGUUGCGCCUCCCGGUUAUGUGCUGCUCAAGGCCGACUACAGCCAAAUGGAGAUGCGCAUUCUGGCCCACGUGAGCUCGGACGAGUUCCUCAUGCAGUUCUUCCACGAGGGCCGUGACAUUCACAAACUCAUUGCCGCCCGCUGGCUCGGCAAGGAUCCCGAUGCGGUGGAUGAAGUCGAGCGUGAUAGAGCUAAGCGGAUCGUGUACGGCAUCCUCUACGGCAUGGGCGCACGAACCCUGUCCGAGAUUCUCAACGUGGACCACACCGAGGCCGAGCAGUGGAUCAGCACGUUCCUGGAGAAGUUCCCCAAGACGGCUCAAUUCCUCAAGGACACCGCUGAGUCUGCGCACGAGAACGGCUUCAUCCGAACCCUCCUCAACCGGCGCAGGCUGUUCCCGACGAUCAAUUUCGAGGCUUACGCCCACAAAGCCGAGCGACAGGCGGUGAACUCAGUGAUCCAGGGCACGGCUGCCGAUUUGGUCAAGCUCGCCAUGCUCUCCAUCGACCGCGCGCUCGUUGCCGAAGAGCAGCGCGAGCUGGUUGAUGCGGCUGUGGCGAGAGGUUCGACAAAAGGGAAGGAGAAAGCGGAUGACGUUGAGCAGCAGCUGGGCGAGUCAAGCCGUCCGAUUGCAGCCCUGGCGUUGCAAGUGCACGACGAACUGGUCUAUGAGGUGCGGGAGGAUAGAGUGCAGUGGAUGGAGGAUCUGAUGGUGCGGUGCAUGGAAAGCGGCCUCCCGAUCCGCCUCGACGUUCCCCUUCCUGUCCGCCUUUACCUCGGCACGCGGUACGGCCACAACAACGACUUCAGCGCUGAGCAUAACUGA